Molecule: messenger RNA, 1085 nt
Organism: Desarmillaria tabescens
Lineage: Eukaryota; Fungi; Basidiomycota; Agaricomycetes; Agaricales; Physalacriaceae
Exons: 8
Coding region: 221-1069 (282 amino acids)
Source: RefSeq, a predicted model, not a curated record
CGUCGGGGCAGUGGUUCCCUCGAUACGGUUUCCCUUCCUGAUCACCGCAGCCUUAGAAUUCUUUUCUUGUUUGGCUAGACUCUUCCUGGGAACAUCGACAAGGUUUUCGAGUCUCAAACGCCCACACGUAAUACCUGACCGGAGGUAUAUCUCCGAUAUAUAAAAUCGUUUUUCCAUCUACGGCUCGAGAAGUACUACGACCUUCCACUUCCCCAACAUUAUGGAAUCAGAGUUGCUUCAUUUUGAUGUAUCUCCAGGAGUCCUUCUGGCGAUUUCGUGGUUGAACACCUCGAUGUAUGCAUCGCAGGUCGCUUUGAGUAUCUACUACUUGUGUCGCUUCAUGAUGACAAAGUGGCUGCGCUACUGGAUAUUGGCAUCGUUGGUCAUCGACGGGGCUUGUUCGAUCGUGGUUCUGGUCUACACUUACGAACUCCUGGUUAAUAACGCAGGUUCGCCCAUGUCUGCACGGACCCACCCGUUUGUACUCUUGUUCACGUACGCCUCUGCCUCGAUUACGCAGGCAUUGUUCUGUUAUCAGUAUUGGACGAUCUCUAGGAAUAAAUGGAUUGCAGGAUGCAUCAUGUUUAUCAUUAUAGUAAACAUGCUUUUCACUCUAUUCAUUGCCAUCUAUACUUUGCUCCAUCCGAAGGAACUGAUGUUAGCCUUACCGCUGGCGGCCAACAUAAUAUGUGCAGCAACAGACAUAAUUAUCGCAAGCUGCUUGGCUUGGACAUAUUUUGAUAAUGAAUAUAGCAUAUUACGUCGUGUCAUGAUACAGGCCUUAGCUUGCGGCUUCACAACAGCUAUUUCAACAACACUCGUGAUUAUCUUUCUUCUCACAAUCUUGAAUGCGCACUAUUCCCUCUUCGUUACACUCGGACGUAUUUACAGCCUCAGCGUUUUGUUAAAUCUCAUUGUGCUGAAGAGUAUGCAUCGUAACGAUCCAUGCACGAUGUGGAUAGAUGGAAAUCUUGGCGUUAGUGGACCUGCAGUUCUGGAUUCGAUUUGUGGGUUUGUCGCCGUGUGGUUUUCAGGAGAGACUAACGAGAUUGACUGUUGUAGUGUUUAAGAACACGUCAAAUGCC